Coccidioides immitis RS is the source of this 1741-nucleotide messenger RNA. Its product is annotated as prp 6 CRoW domain-containing protein. The transcript has 4 exons. NCBI's taxonomy places the organism in Eukaryota, Fungi, Ascomycota, Eurotiomycetes, Onygenales, Onygenaceae. Bases 1097 to 1741 code for a protein of 214 amino acids. The record is from RefSeq and is a predicted model, not a curated record.
AAAAAAAAAAAAAAAAGAAAAGACGCUUUUUCGGUCAUGAAGAUCAUUAUCAAGUUGAUCCUCUGCUGAGACUUCAAGCGCUGGAAAAAGUGGACUCUGUGACUAAAAUCGGGCUGGGUUGGCGUGGGAAAGCCAAGUGUUUGCAGAGAAAAGGUACACCAAGUUAGCAGGAAAAGAAUCACUUCAUGCAUUGUGUGGAUUGUCGGUAUCUUAGUGUCGGGUCAAUGACAUUCUGGAUCGACAUGAAAGGCAUAGAGUACCUCCUAUGUAGAAUGUCUUCCUGGAAUCAGUGAUUGCAUUCUUUGCACAGCUUAUGCCGAAUCCUGAGGCAAUUAGGCGAUGAGUUUAGUUUUUUUGGGCCUCUUUGUGCGUGAUAUAUGAUGUUACGUUCGCGGGUAUGAAGACUUCCGGCAAAGUUUCCGUGAGGGAACUCGGAUCCAGGGACGAAAACAUCACCAAACUGAUGAACCGGGGGCGCCAAGCAGCCCAGGCUGAAUGAGAACAUCCCUCGACCAGUUGCGACUCUCGUUACCGUUUGAAACGCUGACCAGACUUCUAUUUUGGCAACAUUGUGCCUCUGCACCAUCAUUUUUUCGUUCUAGACGGGCCCGGCGGCUAAUUGUGUCUGGCACUUCGACGACGCUUUUCGAUCGGUAGGAUGAUAAUGAUCGAUGACUUUGGCUUCCAUUGAGACGGCUAGCUAUUUAUUACCUUUGAUCCUAGCAGCACGGUUCUCGAAGCUCUCGGCUCGGUGACGAUGAGCCACGGCAGCUCUCCAGCUGGCGCUUCUACAGAGCUGCCACUUCUCUAAGCUUUGGCAGAGUGUCAACUCCAUAGUCUGUGGUCCAAUUGCCAUGGCUUAUUGGAGAAUUUGAAUCGCAAUAGAAUCCUUCUAUUCAGUUUUGAUUUCAUCUUGGUUCUCUCAUGGCAUUGCAGCCAUCUGUUGCUGACAUUCAGGUAUAUAAGGGACAGCUUUCCCUUCGGGCUCAUGAUAUCCCCAUUUCUGCUCCUUACAAGCUUCCUCAAUCAGUAUCGUUGGACCAAUCCAGUCGUUACUCGUUACCCUUAAAAAAAAUAACACUAUCCAUCAAUUAGAAUGCGUCUUCGAAGUUUCCUCUUAUCUAUCGCUUUAAUCGACGGUAUUCUUGCCGGUAGUUGGGUGAAGCUCGAGCCCUUUCACACCAAGGCGCUCCUGGCUCGUCGGGGCCAAAAGGACGGUUCCUUCACCCCUGGCACAAGCCCAGGUACAGGCGGAUCCUGUGGAGACGCGUUUGGAGCCGGGUUCACCGAAUGUGCCACGAGCGGUGUAUGCUACAGCCCCGACGAAGGGGACACUUGCUGUAGCGAAGGAUACCCGUGCCCAGCCGGUUCCUUUUGUCUGGCCGCAGGCAAAUGCUGUCCUGACGGGCUGUCGCCCGAGGAAUGCGCCGCUAAGCUCAGCGUAACACUGAGCCUUACCAAGCAGCCGCAGCCUUCUCAGCAGCCGCCCGCUACGAACACACCUCCACCGCCUGCCAACCCUUCCUCCGCAAAGCCUCCAGUCGUUACUACCCACGUCUGUCCAAGUGGUCCUCAUCCUCCUUAUCCAACCGGUAGUCCCAACGCCACGAUCCCUGGAAGCGGCAAUCCGAACAGGCCGUCCGAUCUACCGGAAUUCACUGGCGCUGCCAGCCCGCAGAAUGGGGUACAGGGUGCCGUCGCCGUUGUUGCUUUGCUUGGGUUUGUUCGGAAUUUCUUGUGA